CUUGAAUCCAUUAUCCAUAAAUACUUGAAUCGAUACGCACCGAAGGCAACGCGGGAUACGUAAAAUAGUUUGCCGACAAAAGAAACAAACUCGACGCUGUAUUACUGGCGAUACACACUCGCUCGCCUCUCUGCAUUUUGCUUUUUCUCACUUCCCUUCAUUUUGGACCGUCUGAUCUCCGAUCAGAACAAAGUUUCACACAAAUGAGAGUGUGCCUAUGAAGAAUGGGUCUGUAUAGGCACACUAGUGAAUUGUUACCUGAGAGACGAGGUGGCGGUGGCGAUGGCAGUGGCGGUGGCGGCGGCGGCGGUGGUGGUGUUUCUCGGCGAGGAAGAAGGUUUGGUGGUCGAAUUACUAAACAAAGGUUGUCGCGUUGGGUCUUCGCGCUUGCAUUGAUCUUCAUAGUUUAUUUGGUAGUUUCCUGUGUAAGGAUGUUCUUUUUUGGUAAUGUGGAAGAUAAAAGGGUUUUGAUAUCGCAAGGAGUGGAAGAAGAUGGAGUUUUGGGGUCUAAUUCUGAAAGACCACCACCAAAAAGCAACCGUCGUAAAAAGUUUUUUCCUUGCGAAGUUGCAUUUGCCGAAUCAGUUGAUGAUCUUGUUGAACCCAAGGAUCUUAUGAACUUCACACAGUUUUUACUAGAGUAUGUUGACAGAGAGGAAAUAUAUCAAAACCAUUCUUUGGAACCCAGAUUUGGAGGUCUUCAAACUCUUGCAGAAAGAGAGAAAUCCUUCUAUGCAAGAAAUCAGACACUUCAUUGUGGUUUUGUCAAAGGACCACCUGGUUACCCAAGCACUGGAUUUGAUAUAGAUGAGAUGGACAAGGCAUACAUGUAUACCUGUAAGGUCGUAGUAUCUUCUUGCAUUUUUGGUAGCUCCGACUUUUUGAGGAGGCCCACACGCAAUCUGAUCAGUGAAUAUUCUCAAAAAAAUGUUUGUUUUGUUAUGUUUGUGGAUGAGCAAACGUUCAAAAAACUAUCAUCAGAAGGAAAUACUCCUGAUGAUAGAGGAUUUGUUGGUCUAUGGAGAAUUGUUAUUGUGAGGAACUUACCAUAUGAGGACAUGCGAAAAACUGGAAAGGUGCCAAAGUUUUUAUCACAUCGCCUCUUCCCUUCUUCUAGGUACUCAAUUUGGCUUGACAGCAAGAUGCGACUUCUGAUUGAUCCAAUGCUGAUAAUUGAUCACUUUUUGUGGCGAACAAAAUCAGAAUAUGCCAUUUCAAACCAUUAUGAUCGCCACUGUGUCUGGGAGGAGGUACUCCAAAAUAAGCGUCUAAAUAAGUACAAUCACACGGCCAUUGAUGAACAGUUUACAUUUUACCAAUCUGAUGGACUCACCAAGUUUGACCCUUCAGACCCAAAUAUUCCUCUUCCAAGUUAUGUUCCUGAAGGUUCCUUUAUAGUACGGGCACAUACACCAAUGUCAAAUUUAUUUUCUUGUCUUUGGUUCAACGAAGUUGACCGAUUUACUUCACGUGAUCAACUAAGCUUUGCAUAUACUUACUUGAAGCUGAGGAGAAUGAAUUUAGAAAGACCAUUUUACUUAAAUAUGUUUAAGGAUUGCGAGCGCAGAUCACUAGCAAAGUUAUUUCGACAUAGGGCUACACCAUCUCCUCCACCUCCUUGAUCAAUUGAAAAUUUGAAAUUCUUUGAGGUUAUGCCUGGGAUGUAUACUGAAUGUAUAUUGGGCUGUACCGUGAGUGGCUUUUUCCUUUUCCCUCUUCCCAGAAUCAACUUUGGCGCAGGGUGGACCAUAACCAAGCCAUAUUCUCUAGCUUCUUUCCUUGCUGCCAAUGAGUGUUUCAACUUUCAAGACUAUCCUAUUGUAUAAGAAUGUGAUGGGAUUCAAUUUUGGCCUUACAAAAUAGUAAUAUAACUAGUCAGGAGUUGUGGUUUGGGAGGAUAAAUAUAAUUGUGUUUGAUUCCCAUGAGAUUCUUUAAGAGGGCAGGGCAGACUGUAUUAGGUUUUAAUUUGCUCUGAAUUAUCAUAAUCAUGGGUCCUAAAAGGAUAAAGGAAGGCUAACAAAAGUUAGGGAGCCUUUCCCAUUCUACUUUGUAUUACUUUUUGUGAAUAUAUUUUUAAAAAAUUACUCCAUAA
Molecule: messenger RNA, 2093 nt
Organism: Quercus lobata
Lineage: Eukaryota; Viridiplantae; Streptophyta; Magnoliopsida; Fagales; Fagaceae
Product: transmembrane protein (DUF616)
Exons: 9
Coding region: 225-1622 (465 amino acids)
Source: RefSeq, a predicted model, not a curated record